Molecule: messenger RNA, 5749 nt
Organism: Branchiostoma floridae (Florida lancelet)
Lineage: Eukaryota; Metazoa; Chordata; Leptocardii; Amphioxiformes; Branchiostomatidae
Exons: 15
Coding region: 140-5749 (1869 amino acids)
Biological process (GO): signal transduction; apoptotic process; proteolysis
Cellular component (GO): cytoplasm
Molecular function (GO): protein binding
Source: RefSeq, a predicted model, not a curated record
AUAUCACCUACAUAACGUACCGAUUGCCUCCCCAGUAUAACACACCAGUCUGGGAUGUCUUCUGUCCAGCCCAGCAUGCAGGGACUCUGACCUUACUGAUCGAACGUCACAACUAAUCUGACGUCAUUUGUUAAUCACCAUGGAAACAGGUCCACGUGUUGUCCUCCUGCACGCAGCAGAUGAUGGGGAGUUCGUCAGGAGGCUGGUGGAGAAGCUGCUAAUGGGUCUGGGCGGGAGUUACGAUCUAACCCAGACAGCCAUCUCCUGUCAGCAGGUCACAGGCACUCCUGGUGACGUCAGCCGCGCACAGCUCACGUCCACACUGACCCUCGGCAGCGUGAAACUUGUCGUGCCCGUGAUCAGCAGACACCUGCUGCGACCAAACAAGGAUGACUUCCGUGAGUUCGGCACGUUAGUCAGCCGGCAGUACCCAACCCUGGAGGCGCCGGCCAGGCGGGUCCAGCGGGACAGGGUUGAGGAGACGAUGCCCGGCAGGGGUACCGGUGUCAGUGGGAUGGAAGGCAUCGCCUAUGAUGUGUGUGACGCGCUCUGCAGACAAACAGGUGAACUGAGGCCCCCGUGCUGGUGGGCCUUGUUCAGCACUCGUGCGUUCCUGGCUGACAACAUGAACCUCCCAGCUGUUCUCACACGGCUGGAACAGGAGAACCAGCUGAGUCCGGCUGAGGUCCGGGAUAUCCAGGAGAAGCCGACACCAGUAAGCAGGGGGGAGCGGUUGGUAGAGAUGCUGCAGGACAGGAUGCGACAGGAGCCGUACGACUGGUUAGUGCGAGUCCUGCGGGAGGAAGGACAGGACUUCCUGGCGGAGGAGAUGGAGGAACGGGAGCGGCACGGGGAGCGGCUCUACGGCAUCGGGGAACAGCUGGCGACACAACCUGGUCAACAAACGGCACAGAGGGAACAUUUUGCACAAGAAAGUCAAGUAACCAUGCAGAAACAUCUACGCAAUUCCGGAUCCGGUACGCCUACGGAUGGCGUCACAACACCCUUUGAAGUCAAGUGUGUGAUUCUGGGACAGACGGAGGCAGGGAAGACCAGUCUGCUCAACUGUAUAAUGAAGGGUCAAGGUCACAUGGAGAUUGAAACUAACAGAACCAUCGGUGUUGACGUCAUCACUUACGAUGACAACAAGAAUAACGUCAAGUACGAGAUGUACGACUUCGGAGGUCACCAGAUCUACCACUACACGCACCGGUUCUUCCUGACACGUCAGGCCCUGCACAUCCUCAAUGUAGACCUGCCAGGAUACAAGUCAGAAGAGUUCCAGAAACGAGUGGGAGCGUGGCUAACAUCCGUGACUUCCCACGUGUUCAACCCGGCUAUCCUCGUUGUAGGAACCAAAGUCGACCUGUUCCCGCCAGACAAGGCCAAGGAGAUGAUAGCAGCAGCUUGUUCCUCCAUCCAGAGAGACAUCCAGGCCGCUGAGAGUAAAAUACAAACCAAGCUGAAAGAAGAGAUACAACUCUGUCAGAAGGCGGUGGGUACAGCGGACGGCAAAUUAGACCUGACCGAACCCUUCUACGGUCUCACAAGAGACGACAUCUUGGCCAAGAAAGAGUCACUGGAGAAGUUAAUUGACGGACGGCCAAAAGGUCUGUUAAACGUACAGGUUAUCCCGGUCAGCAGCAAGACGUUCUAUGGUAUUGAAGCUCUGUGCAACAAGAUGGCAGAAAUGGUGAAGGACGAGCGAUUGUUCCCUGCUGCCCGCCAAGAGCUGCCGACUUCCUGGACGAAACUGUCAGAAAACAUCAAGACUUCAGGACGGCCGUACCUUCAUGUCAGGGAUUGUCAGGACGUCGGAGCAGCUGCAGGGAUGAAGGAGUCAGACGUCCUGAACGCGCUCAGCUAUCUACACGUGACCGGACAGAUCCUGUUCUACAACCACAUCAGGGGGAUGGAAGAUCUGGUUUUCCCGGACCCAACCAUUAUCCUCACACUCUUCAAGCAGAUCUUCAGGCAUGACCUACCGGCAUAUCUAGACUUCAUAGCUGAGUCUCUACCUGAGCAUACCAGAGCGCAGUUUGCAGAAGACAGGACGUCCUUCUUGAAGACGGGCAGGGCAAGCGACAGUUUUAUGAAAAACUUGCUUGGAGACAACAUUGCCACCUUCAACAGUCUCCUUCCCCUGAUGAAGCACUUCGGCCUGUGUUACUCAGGGUCGGUGAUCUUUCCAACAGAGCUUCCUGCCGCCCAGCCUGACGAGGUGGCGCGCUACUGGCCAGAGGUUGUGCCAUCAGGCGGAGAGGAGAUCUCUGUUACUAUAGAGUACAGCCAAGAGCCUCCUCUGGGUCUACCGGAAACCAUGGUCUCCCGUAUCCUGUCCAUGGAGCAGACCACACGCCGUCUCCUCACCAAGGACACAGUUGUCGUUCAUGUUGGAGAGAACUCAGAAGACGUCAUGUAUCGCCAUUUCCCUACAAGAGAAGAAAUCCGGAUCCGGGGAGAGCCGGAGAAGGCGUGGCGCCAGGCUCAGACGGUAGCGAAGGUGAUGGAGGCCUGUUGGGACGAGUUUCCUGCCUUGUACUUCAGUAACAGUGUUGGAAGCGGAGAAACAACAAAGUCGCUCACUAUAGAGGCUGUGAGGCGUCACGUGCCGGGAGACUUGUUGAGAAUGUCUGAAGGAAACUGGAAACGACCCGUCGACUUUCCUGCCAACAAACCGUUGGAGGGGGUCAUUGGCAAAUACUUCAUCGACAACCGGCUGUACCAGGUCAGCAGGGCUGUUGGUAAGGACUGGCAGCUGUUGGCCCGGCUGGGACAGGAGCUGGGGCUGAACAGGGCCGUGCUGGGCAACAUUAGAGGUAGAAAUGACACCCAGCGGGCGUUCCAGAUGCUGAAGGCGUGGCGCACCAAGACCCCCCACGGACCGCUCCACUACCUGCCGCAGCUGGAGGAAAAACUGCAGAACAUGGACAAACUGGACCUGGCUGCAGAUGUGCAAGCGAUGUAUAAGGAAUACUGCGAUGCCUUGCCGUUGCAAAAUGUCAGUCCUGUGAUGACCGGAGACACACAGUGCUUUACUCUACAAAGCACUGACAGCGGUGAGAGCGACAGCGGUGAGAGCGACAGCGCUGAGAGCGACAGCGGUGAGAGCGACAGCGGGUUGUCCGCUGAGCCUGCGAAUUCCGAGUCUCAAAUGCUGGAGCGGCUUGCUGACCAGCUAGACGAGGAAAACGUCCAGCAACUGUUGCAAGUAUGCCCCCUAUCCAGGGAGCUAAAACGGGAAAUGCAAGAUUCACAGAAACCACGUGACUUGUUGAAGGCAAUGGUUAAACUGGACUACAUUAAAGCGGACAAUCUUACAAUGCUCCGGAAGGACAUGAUCACUGCUGGUAUCAGCUGGAAUGCUGUUGUUCGAAACAUUCCUGGGGCGACCAAUCUUCGUCAACCGAUGGCUGAAGAGGCUGACAUUGGGCAAAUAGGUGGAGCAGUUGAGAUUCCACAUUUUGUCAAACUUGUUGUACCAGCUGAUGCCCUACAACAGAACACGAAGGUCACACUCUCAACUGUGGACUUUCCAAGCCUCCUGAUCAGAAGUAAGGGUGUCCACUGGAGCUCUGACUACCCAUGGUCACAUGCUGAAGCUGCCUGCGCACGUGAGCUGUUGGGUAAAGUUUUGUUUUCUCCUGCUUUCCACGUCAACCUACAUGGCGCAAAGCUGACGGGAAAGGUGCCCGUGGAGGUACACACAUGGCGACCUUCCGGCACGGAGGAUCACAAGUGUAUCAUUCUUCAUCAUGAUGACAUCAACGGCUGGAAGGAUAUCAGUUCCGAAGCUAAACUCCGUGAAACAGAAGACCGACUUGUGAUCAGUCUGAGUCAAUGCAGCACCACUGUACCAAUCUGGGUCCCUCUUGUGCUCUUUAGCACUGUAAUUGCCGCAGCCACAUCGUCACCAGCUUUAGCACCAGUAGUGUUAGGCACAGCAGCAGCGGUCAAGGCGGGGGAAUAUUUGGUCACACAGAUGCUAAAUCGCAGUAAGGAAGGCACAUUGAAAUGCUGGUUUUCAGCGUACAUGAAACCAGCUAACAAACCUGACGUACAGUUCCACGUUCUGUGUAAGGACGGUGUGUCGCAAGGAGCAUUUCCGUACAGAGAAGGUUUUGUUCACUGCGGUGACAAUAGAUCACAAGUUUGCCUCUUCAAUGGCGAAUGCAUCGAUGUUCACGUCAAAGAUGCUUCGAGCGAACAUGAGAAAACUGUGAAGUCAGUGAUCGUGGAUGAAGUUGGAUGCCGUUCACAGUGGGGUCAGCAAGUACAACUGAUCUUACUAAGGGAGAAGUUUCUCAUUGGCGAAGUAACAAUCAAGAGAAACAAGGGAACCCAAGACGUCUGUAGCCUGACUUUUGAGCAGCGAGACGUUUUGCCGCAACGCCAAUACCGUCCCGAUCAGUUGUCAGAAUCCAACACCAGUCAGAGUGGGAGCAGACCAUCGGGUGAGCCUUCAGAACAUCCGCUUCAGGAACAAGACCUGGCCACUCCAUCUUCGGGCAGAUGUUCUGUCCUGUUGGUUAGCACAGAGUAUGGCACAUCAAAGGGCGGAAUCUCCACCAUCAACCGCAAGGUGGCCCGCAUGAUCACCAACGCGGGUGCCAAGGUCUACGCUACCGUGUUGGAGGCAAGUCAACAAGAUGAGAGGGAUGCCAAACGAGAUGGAGUGAAACUCCUCACGCCUCACCCAGAUCCCGACAGCAGCGCGAAGCCGUCCUUAGAGUGGCUGACUGUGUACCACAGCGUUCACUUUCCACACAUCCCAUCAGAUGUCUGCUGCAUUGUGGGCCAUGUUGACGUCACAAGUAGAGCAGCGAGGAAGAUCAAAGAAGAGCGAUUUCCACACGCCAAGCUCGCCAUGUUCGGUCACGUGGCGCCAGAGGAGACGGAGCACUACAAGAGUGACGAGAAGGCCCUGGGUGUGGGGAGGAAGGAAGCCAGCAUCCAGGACGACAUUGGCAAGGCUGAUGUCGUCUUCUCGGUGGGACCACGCAUUCACCGCCAUUACGACAGAUUCCUCAGUCAGAGUCACGUGGCUCACCACAUCUUCCUACCUGAACCUUCAAAGGUGUUCAGUGAAGCAACAGUGACAUUUGGCGAAGAAGGGGAAGUCGAGAAGCCAGAGAGGGUUGUUCUGUCCAUCGGUAGGGUGCGGAAUGUGGAGAUGUUGAAAGGUCACGACCUGGCCGCAGGAUCCAUAGACAAGGCGGCACAGCGGCUUGAUAAUCAGUACACACUGAAGCUGAGAGUCCGCGGCAUCGAUGAGAACGACUUCAAGAAGAGCAAGAGAAUCCUGGAGGAGAAGCUGAAAACCGGCCGGGUCAAACCCACCCUGCUUCCGUACGGCACUCAAGAGGAGGUCCGCCGAGACAUGGAGGCCUGUCACCUGGUCCUGAUGCCGUCCCGGGCCGAACCGUUCGGACUGGUCGGCCUGGAGGCCAUCGCGGCAGGAGUUCCCGUCCUCAUCUCAGAGCAGUCAGGACUCGCGGAACUGGUGGCCCAACUGGCGAAGAAGUACCAGCCCAACUUUCGUCACUGUAUCGUCAAUAUGAAGGGAGACACCGCAACCGACGCUGAUGCAGAGAAGUGGGCAGACAGAAUCGAGGACGUCCUCAAGAACGCCAAGUCAGAGUUCGCGGAAGCCCGCGCCUUCAGGGAGAAACUGCUGGCCUCCAAGUACUGGGAAGAGUCUCACCAGACGUUCCUACAGGCGUGUGGCAUCACUGGUAAGAAACCGUGA